This is a messenger RNA of Pseudomyrmex gracilis, 615 nucleotides long. RefSeq lists its product as uncharacterized. Bases 1 to 615 code for a protein of 204 amino acids. Lineage: Eukaryota; Metazoa; Arthropoda; Insecta; Hymenoptera; Formicidae. The record is from RefSeq and is a predicted model, not a curated record. The transcript has a single exon.
AUGUCGGGUAAGGCGACAAGGGUGCUGGCGCGCAUGCUGCCGAUCGACAUAAUGGCGCGGCAGCGGGCAGCGAUGUUCGAACGCCGAGGUCGCAGGGAGGGACUCCUGGCCUGUCCCAUUGAGUUGACAGAGACUAGGGAACGGGCUGAACAAACCGGAGUUGAGAAGUGGUGGGCUUGCUUGCGGGAUCCCGCUCUUGUUGGACGAAAAAUCCGUGAGGUAUUCGAACCUGUUUUAAACCGAUGGAUAUCAUGCCGGGGAGCGGUUCUGACUUUUAGGGCCAUCCAAGUAGUUACCAGUCGUGGCGUCUUUGGCGCCUAUCUCUUCCGGAUCUGCAAGGCAGAGACCUCUCUUUGCGAACACUGCGGACAGAAAGUAGACACUGCCCAACAUACCCUGGCGGGGUGUGUCGCAUGGGUGAUAGAGCGUGCGGCUCUCACCGCUGUAGUGAAGCCGAACUUGUCCCUGGCAACUGUGGUCAAGCAGCUAGUACGGGACAAAGAGUGCUGGCGAGCAUUCUUUAUAUUCUGUAAGAGACUGAUGAACGCCAAAAAAAAGCGGAAAAAAUCUGACAAAGGCAACAACCUCUUUUGUAAACGGGAAGGAAUGAGGUAG